Messenger RNA from Venturia canescens, 6416 nucleotides. RefSeq lists its product as uncharacterized. Lineage: Eukaryota; Metazoa; Arthropoda; Insecta; Hymenoptera; Ichneumonidae. Bases 1128 to 5513 code for a protein of 1461 amino acids. The transcript is spliced from 11 exons. The record is from RefSeq and is a predicted model, not a curated record.
AAAUCGUAUCUUCGAACUUGAAUAGUAGAAAAAUGGUUGUACAAUCGAGAGCCAGACCCUCCGUCGUCGAUCUGUGGCUGUGUCUCGUAACGAGAAUGUUGGAAGCACGUGUAACUUGUGAAAAGCAUAUGUCAGUAGAACCGGAAUUACAUCAGACGAUAAAAGUCUGACUGGGUCAGUUAAUCACAGUCGGAGCGAUGAAUAUUCAACUCGUUCUCGGAGUUCUCGAUCUUGACUCUCUUUCGCGUUAAUCAACCAGUUUAAACGAUAUCUUUUGGAAGCCGGAGAAACUCGACGGAAAUAUUAGUCCCGAGUGUCACGUAUGCGGAGCGCGAUUUUCCGAUUCGACUAAUCGCGCGAUGAAUAGUAGACUCACGCUUCACAGUGAUUUUAGUUUUAGAGACAUUCUGACGUUUCCUACGAGUCGAGAUUGCUGAGACGUUUCCCUCGCGCCCCUCCUUUCUCAAAGAAUUCGUCAUGCUUCUCGGUUCAGCGAUAAAACGAAUGCUGCUUAUUCGAUACGGAGAACAAUGUGCGUCAGAGUAGAUGUGUAAGGCGAGAGGGGCUCGUCAUUCGAUCUUCGAAAUGUACGUCGGAGCCGAAGGAACACACAUCUCCGUAUUCGCGUGAUUGACCUUUGGCCUCGCAGCGUUUUCGUCGAUAAUCGAGUUUCCGUAUCACGACCUUUCGCGACCAAGUUCCCAACGUUCAAUUCUAAACGCGAGAUGAGAGAGAGAGAACAAUCCGCGAUUCUCGGACGCCCGGGACCGGAAGUCGAAGCAAUUAUCCAGUUGAGCGGUCAAUCGUCUCUCGAUUGCACCUUCGCGAUAGUUGGAGUGACGACAGGAGAUAACCAGGCGUCAAGAAAUCGUUCUAUUUUGAUGCCGAAGUUAUCCAAGUGUGCAGAGCAAGUUUCUCGUCGUUAGAACUCCAUUCACCAAGUUCAACGAGCGCUUUAUCAAUGAACUCGCUCGAGUCGAAGUCACAGACAAAAAUGUUGCGUGGCAGGCUUCGUCUUUUUCAAAAACUCUCUCACCAAACAAGACAGCAUGAAUACGUGACGGCUCGACGAAAGGCAGAAGAAAUCAAGGGAGAGGAGAGGACGCAAAUUGCGGAAGGUUCGCUCGAUGCUCGGAGGAGAUAACCGCCCCACGAUGGCCGGUCAGUGCAGAUAUUUCGAGCAACACGCCUGGAAGAGAGAAAUUUGUACGAACUGCUUCAAAACUCGGGAAGAGCACCUCGGCAGCUCCGAAACUUCGAGACCCAGCGUCGCUAGAGCAUCGGCCAACUUGAAGACCGACGCCCAGAAGCUGCAGAGCAUUCUUCGCGCAAAUGCAAACUGCCAGCCACCGAGAAGGAAAAACGUCGCUUUCCAGGAGUCUCUGACGGAGGUAAUCGGCUACGGAGGCAACGAUUUUUCCGAUAGCGAGGACAACACCGAAACGGACGAGGCCGGCAGCUUCGAGUUAUCGGAAUCUGGCAAUCUCCCCGAGGAAGACGUGCCUGACAGCGAGGAGGAUCGCGCGUUGGGAAAUCUCACUCGCGCGAAUACGAAUUUUAAUACGGUCACUGCGAAUCUCACAGACGCAGGCAGCUCUGAGGCGAAAGCUGCCAAAUCUUUCGCUUCGUUGAUGUUGGGCAAGGUGCAGAAGGACUCCGAGGGCAAGAAAAAGACUUUGUUGGUGUCGGUUACGCCUUUCGGGGCUGACGACACACUGCCAACUGCCAAAAGACCCUCCGACAAAAAAGCCACGAGCUCUUCUGUGAGCAGCGGAAAAACGAAGCAAGAUGAAGCGCUCGGUGGCGCGUCGAGCAAGCAGGAAGUCGAAAAGGCCGAGCCGACGCUGAAGAACUUGAUGAAAUCGAGUCACAAAAGCUGCGUCGUUGAUUCGAAGCAGGAUAACGAGAGUUCCGGGCUGGAAAAAAUCGUCGACAUGCCCCUCAUCACCUCGAGCAACCUCAUAUCAGUGAUUCAAAAGAGCGAUGCACUUACAGCCAACGCGGAACUCGUCAGUCAAAAAGUACCGACGGAAAAACGUGGCACGUCGAUAGCUCGAUGUCCGGCGAUAAAGAAGCCUGACAGCGAGAAGCCUAAAAUAGUCCUGCAGACUUGUGGCUACUCCGGGAAGUCGGAUUACACUGUAACGAGGAUAAGCAAAGUGACAGGCCUCGAGAACUCGACUCUGGAGCCUUACGAUUCCCAGGCUUUUGAUUCGGGCGUCGACCUCAACGAGAAUCUCGGCAAAUCGGAGGAAAAGGCAGAGAGAGCGUCGUCCAACUUGCAAGGAAAGGAUAUCAACAAAAUCCAAGUGCCAGCAGCAGCGCUGCGAUCCAGCGAUCUCGAUAAUCUCGAGGAACGAACCGUCGAGGGCGAGGCUGGUCCAGAACCAAUCUUGCUCGCAAACCGUCCAUUCUCGUACGAGGAGAGUCGGGAAAAGGCCGGUGAACCGGACGGGAAGGCCGACGAGGAAGAGUUGUCCGAGCCACCGGCCUUACCGCGGACUUCUCCACCGACGGACUCUAGCAGCUGCCGAAAUAUGCAGCCAACCGGUCAAAGGUCAAUGCUCGUCGGGUCCGAGCCCAGAACAUCGUUUCUUCACGGAGAAAUAAAAGCGAAACCGGCGCUGCCAUACAAGCCGAUUUCCCUGCCGGCAAAACCCCCGACGACCACGAAAAAUGCCGUUUCCGGCAGCAGCUCGAUAAUGGCGAAGAACGGCGGCUACGUCAUCGUUCCACCUCCGGUGAAAAACGCCUCGAACCCGAUGCAAAGUCCCGGAAGACUCGGAAUCAACGAUAAAUCUUACGGCAACGAUGUCGGCAAGAGAACGAUCCCGAAAUACUCGCUACUCCAGACAACCGCGAGCUUGAAAGAUGAUGAGUUGAAGACAUUUCAGGCUCCCAAGGAGUCCAAGCUCGAGGAAUCUCCCGUGGAAAAUUGCCUCAAUUCCUUCAACGGUUCCCACGCUGCUGCGACCUUCAAAGCGAACGGACAAAGCAUCGAGUCUCGAAUCAAUGGAAUUGUCAAACAGAAAGCACAAUUGGCAGUGGCCGAAGAACCGGAGUCUCCGAAGCUCGAGAGAACGAGCUCAUACGCAUACGAGGAUGAGCUCGGGAGCGGAGAGCCGGACACGCGAGGCGACAUCUCCGCCGAUUCAGCUGCCGAAUUGAUCCGUUCUCCGAACAAGAGGCGAAUGGCACCGAAGCCCCCGGCAACGAUGGCGGACGAGCUUCCGGCCUCGAUAUUCGCGAGGAAUCCAGCCGCGGCAAACCUCAAGUCGGAUUCCCCGGUUGUCCGCGAGAAGGAGAAGCGGGAACGGGCUUCCUCGUGCAGUCCAAAAUUUCGUAAAGCCAUUUCCGAAGCCCCCGACCCCUGCGGAGCGUCGAACGCGCCGGAGGCUGCGCCACGCAGGACGAUAUCUCUCUCCCAAGGGAGCUUGGCCAACGUCGAUAAAACGGAAGAGAAGAAGAAGAGCCGACCGAGAUUCUCGUUGAAGAGACUCCUCAGAAUGGGCACGAGGAAAGACGUCGACAUGACUUGUGGAAACGGUGCUGGAUCGAAUUCGAGAACCGACGAAAUUCCGACUACUCCGCAGCCAAAACCACGCUUGGAAAUAAUUCAUCCCCUCGAGCUCGACGGCGCCGCUGUUGAAGUCUUGCGACACGAUAGAAUCGUCCACGGUGGCGGCGAGGACGUGCCGGAUUCCAAAUCCGAAAACGCUCCCCAAUCACCGGGCAAUCAUCAUCACGUCGCAGCCACAAGACCAGGAAAGCCUCCGCCACCACCUCGAAACGUCCAAUCGCCGAACGACUAUUUGAGACUGACAGAAACGUCGAACAAACCGAUACGACCACCGCCGCCACGAAACGAGGCGAAAAUUCCAUCUAGAUCGGAAAAGCCAAUAUUUUCAAAGACUUGGCAACCGUCCUCGAGUCCAUCGACGACGGACUCGAUUUAUGCGAAUCUUGCAGCGGAGGAUGUUACAGGUGAGGUGAGGAGCGGACUGGCACCCUCGAAGCCACAAAGGACCGCCAGCAUGAGGGAUCAAGCCGUCGUCCAACCUCCGAUGAAAAAGAGAAACGUUCCGUGCGACAUUCUCAAUGGAGCUUAUGAAAAGGAGGAUGCUGUGAGACCGCCGACUUCGGAAUCACCGAGCUCGAACGACAGCAACGGUUACGAAUGCCUCUCGAGCUCCCCGGAGUGCGACUCGAACCUGGAACUCCGUCAUCCCCUUGGUGGAAGCAAUCGCUCGAAUUUCAAGAGAAAAUCUGACAGCAGUGCUAUGGAUCCUUGCCACGAAGAGUUCAAAUACCAUCAACCAAUGUUCGCGAGAUCCACUUCACUGCCUUACUGCGGCAGCGAGACUGAGAGCGAGUUGUACGCGCCGUACAGUUUCUACACCGGAGAUGAGGGCCCCGAAGAGGAUCAGGACUGGAAAGCGAAGGAAGAAGAUUUCGGAAUGAAUCGAGUACGACAGCGCCGGGGACGGAGCAUCGUUCAUCGGAGUCUGGAAGACAAUUACGGGGCUGUUAUCGUCGCAAAUCACGAAGCUCUUGCUCAACUUUUAGAAAGGUUGAAUCAACCUUCCCCGGUUCCGGCUAAUCUACGAAGUCUCAAGACGUCGAAUCCUCGUCUUAACGACUUUGAUGUCGACACUGACAGUCUCCUCGUAACAGGAAAAAAAGUUUUCUGUUCCGCCGUAUGGAACGAACACGCGGUCACUCUCUGUCUUGCACUCGACACUGCGGUGCCACUCUCCGGGAAAGAAUUCUGCUUAACACCAGUCACCGAAUUCGUUGAUGUUGUCCCAGAGAAAAUAUCAUUGAAAUGCUUUGCAGGCAGAAAGAACGUCGACGCAUUCGUAUCGGUUUUCGCACGCAUGCAAGUCAAUACAGUGCAGUCGUUUGCCGUUGAAAUUUCAAGGGACGAAAAAACCGACGUUUGGCUACGAGCAUCCUGUUUCGUUCUCCUGCAAUUAGUGAAUGCUUUGAAAAAUCUCCAGGCCAGAGGGAUCGAAGAAGCAUCGAAAAAUCUUGGAAAUCUUGUGCUGUGUCGCGAGGACAAAGACACGUGUUACAGACUUUACAUGCUGCGAGGACUUAACCUCGAUAUUGGGGAGGACCGAGACGAAGAACGAGUGUCCUUGUGCCGAUGUGCUCUCGUCGCUCUACAGGAGCUAGGACUCGAAGAAAAACUGCCAGUCAUUCGAGAUUUGUUGAUGCGUGAACGUGCCGUAACCCUCUCACAGGUCAAAUCAGUUCUAGAGUUUUCUCUUUGGGGACCUUCGGACGCGAUGCUCGGUGUUGUAAAAGAGAGAGAAAUGGUUCUACAGAGAUGGCUUGAUCUCGAGAGAGCGAACGUGCUCCAUGCUUUGGUCAGAACGAGCAGGCUGCCUCUCACCGUCACCGACGAGUAUCAACUCAUUUUUCUAGUCCGCACGAGCGCAAGAGCAAUGUGCGAGGCUUCCGUACUACUGGACGAGCAACAACGCGUUGACUCCAUUCGUUCUAAUUGAUUUCUCACCCAUUUACAUAUCCAAGUCUUUUUAAUAAUCUUGACCUUUGGCUAAAUGCCAAGAACGUACUGCGCCUCAGCUCGCCGGGGAAUCAAACGAAUUUUUUCAAUUACGUGCUCAAGUUAUUGGCAGAUUCUAUUUCGUUUCUCCGUUAGAACGCGAUAAAAUUAUAUCGAUAAAUUCAUCUUUUUUCCUUUUACUACAUUUUUUUUAUCUACAUCGGUCAUUCGUUAUAAAAAUCAGAUUUGCAUGGAUUCUAUUCUGAGCUAUUAUUCUUAAUCGUCCAAAGGUGGCUGGAAACGAGUGUUGGAGACACGAAAUUUCGGAUCAUAAGGCAAAAAUCAGAAAGCGAUGCUACGUUAGAAACUUACGUUAGCUAAUACAUUUGCUCAAUUAUUUUAGUACGCACGAUGCUUUCUAUCUCCAGAGCACAGAAUUUUGUUCCCCAUGCUGGAAGGAACGAAAAAUCGGAGAUCAAAAAAUUCUAGAAUCGAAAUAAUGCGAGACGAAAUGAGAACUGUAAGUGAAGAAUAAUUUCAUCAAAUUUAUUACGCUGCCUUGUUUCAUUAGCAUGAAAAAUGCAAGAGCUUCUAGUUUUUCUUGAACCGCCAUGCAUUCAUCGAAUGAGGAGCAUUGUUAUUUUAAUCGUAUAAAAGGGAACGAAUGCGAGUUCGAAAUAUUUCCAGUGUGCUCUCUAUUUUUAAGGUAGUUUGGCCGGUAGUUUGAUACUACGACUAAAAAUGAACAGCUGACAGAGUCGAGCGUUGUGACAUUCCUCAUGGGAACGUAUUAUGAACAUGACCGCUUUAAAUUAUUAAUGCCUUAUUGUUACAAAAAUAUUUGUAAAAAUACUUCUUUUUUUUAUUAUUGAGAAUAAAUAUUCCAUGUUAUCGAUUGUAAAAA